Molecule: messenger RNA, 4198 nt
Organism: Aspergillus novofumigatus IBT 16806
Lineage: Eukaryota; Fungi; Ascomycota; Eurotiomycetes; Eurotiales; Aspergillaceae
Product: aconitate hydratase
Exons: 5
Coding region: 215-3973 (1252 amino acids)
Biological process (GO): tricarboxylic acid cycle
Cellular component (GO): mitochondrion; cytosol
Molecular function (GO): metal ion binding; aconitate hydratase activity; oxidoreductase activity
Source: RefSeq, a predicted model, not a curated record
CUUCAAAUACCUAAUAUCUACCUAGGUAGACAGAUAACACUACUUUGGAUGCCUGAGAUACUUCAAAUACGUGGAUGAUACCUUAUCCACAGAUGGUCUGUCAUAACGUAACGUAUUGUAAGAUCUACGCCAGGCCCGGCAUCGGCGUAGUCAUAACCAAUCAGAUUGCAGCCAAAUAAGUAAGCCGAAAAGCAGCAAAAAAAAAGGGCAUUAAAUGUUGCCAUCUCCCGAGCGUCGUCUUCUUUCUCCGCAAUCCACACUUCCACAGGCCGUCAAGAUGGUGAGGCAGCUUGUCUGGCAGCGGGCUACCGCCUCUCGCAGGCUGGCCCCGAAAUGCCUCUCCCCGCAACAAUUGUUCGCACGACGUGGCCUAGCCACUGAGGCAUCCGCCGCACGCAUGCCGCCUUACCCCAAGAUUGUGCGGAAUCUCGAGCAGGUUCGGAAGGUGUUGGGAUCCUCGCGUGCCCUCACCCUUGCGGAGAAGAUCCUCUACGCCCAUCUGGACAAUGCGGAGGAGUCCCUGUUGACGGGCACUAACAAUGGAAAAGACAUUCGCGGCAAGGCCAACCUGAAGUUGAAGCCGGACCGAGUGGCGAUGCAGGAUGCGUCGGCCCAAAUGGCGUUGUUGCAGUUCAUGUCCUGUGGCCUGCCGUCGACCGCAGUGCCCGCCAGUAUCCACUGCGACCAUAUGAUUGUGGGUGAGCGUGGCGCGGACACCGAUCUGCCUGCCUCCAUCGAGGGUAACCGGGAAGUGUUUGACUUCCUGGAGAGUGCCGCCAAGCGCUACGGUAUUGAAUUUUGGCCCCCCGGUGCUGGUAUCAUCCACCAGAGUGUGCUGGAGAACUACGCCGCUCCUGGUCUGAUGAUGCUGGGCACGGACAGCCACACACCUAAUGCGGGAGGUUUGGGAGCUAUUGCUAUUGGUGUCGGUGGUGCAGAUGCUGUGGAUGCAUUGGUGGAUGCUCCCUGGGAAUUGAAGGCACCUCGUAUUCUUGGUGUGCGACUCGAGGGUAAGCUGAGCGGCUGGGCCUCUCCCAAGGAUAUCAUUCUGCAUCUGGCCGGUAAGCUCACCGUCCGUGGUGGUACCGGCUAUGUGAUUGAGUACCAUGGUCCCGGUGUCGAGACGCUCAGCUGCACCGGUAUGGCUACCUGUUGCAACAUGGGUGCGGAGGUCGGAGCCACCACCUCGGUCUUCCCCUUCUCCCCCAGCAUGGUUCCCUACCUGCAGGCGACGCACCGAGGCCAUGUGGCCCAGGCGGCGGCCGAGAUUGCUGCAUCAGGCCCCAAGAACCUUUUGCGCGCCGACGAUGGUGCAGAGUAUGACCAGGUGAUCACGAUUGACUUGUCGACGCUCGAACCUCAUGUCAACGGACCCUUCACCCCGGAUCUGUCCGUGCGCCUGUCUGACUUUGCCAACACCGUCCGCGAGAACAAGUGGCCCGAGACUCUUGGUGCUGGAUUGAUCGGUAGUUGCACCAACAGUUCCUAUGAGGACAUGACUCGCGCAGAGGACCUGGUCAAGCAGGCGUCAGCGGCUGGCCUAAAGCCCAAGGCGGACUUCUUCAUCACGCCUGGCAGUGAGCAAAUUCGGGCCACUCUGGACCGUGACCAGACCCUGUCUUCCUUCUCUGAGGCUGGCGGCACCGUCUUGGCCAACGCCUGCGGACCCUGCAUCGGGCAGUGGAAGCGAACCGACGGUGUCGCCAAGGGCGAGGACAAUGCCAUCUUCACCUCCUACAACCGUAAUUUCCCCGGACGCAAUGAUGGCAACCGACGCACCAUGAACUUCCUGGCGUCGCCAGAGAUUGUGACCGCCCUUGCCUACUCGGGCAGCACCACCUUCAACCCCAUGAUCGACACUCUGAAGACCCCGAGCGGUGAAGACUUCAAGUUCCGCCCUCCCCAGGGCUCUGAUCUUCCCAGUGCUGGGUUCGCCGACGGCAACCCUGCCUUCCAGCCCAGCGCUGGUGUCCCUGAUGCCUCCGUCGAGGUCAUUGUUUCCCCCACCUCUGAGCGUCUCGCUUUGCUGGAGCCUUUCGCUCCCUUCCCCGAGGGCGAGCUGUCGGGCUUGAAGGUCCUGUACAAGGUCAAGGGUCAGUGCACAACUGACACCAUCUCCGCGGCCGGUCCGUGGUUGAAGUACAAGGGCCACCUGCCCAACAUCUCCGCCAACACUCUGAUCGGCGCGGUCAACGCUGCCACUGGCGAGACGAACGUUGCUUACGAUGACGCUGGCAACAAGCACUCAAUUCCCGACCUGGCUGCUCGGUGGAAGGCCGACGGCAUUGAAUGGCUGGUUGUGGCCGAGGACAACUAUGGCGAGGGUAGCGCGCGUGAGCACGCGGCUCUGCAGCCGCGGUACCUGGGCGGCCGGAUCAUCGUGGCCAAGAGCUUCGCACGCAUCCACGAGACCAACCUGAAGAAGCAGGGUGUAGUCCCCCUGACGUUCGCCGACAAGGCCGACUACGACCGCAUUGACGCAUGCGACCAGGUCGACACUGUCGGGCUGUACGAGACACUGCAGUCCGGCGGUCAGGGAUCAAUCCAGCUGCAGGUCACCAAGAAGAACGGCGAGAAGCUGACGAUUCCAGUCAAUCACACUCUGAGCAAGGACCACGGGCACACCAGUGAUUUCUAUACCGGUGAUAAGUUGGACAAAAAGAAGUUGUAUACAUCUCUGGGUAUCGGAGGCGUUCGCGUGUAUGGUUCUCCAUCCAGAACUCCAUUCUCGCUCAAAAUGCCAGAAACAGUCCGUCCGGCCUUUGCCGACCGGCCGCGUCCGCUGCUCUCAUACGGAGCCCCAUUCCCCACCGCGGCCGCCCACCGUGUCGUCGACACUUUAGGAGCCUCAAAGAUCUACAUCAUCUGCUCGGGCUCGCUGGCCCGCAACACAGAUGCUUUGGACCGUCUGGUCGCGGCACUAGGACCGGGGAAGGUUGCCGGCCGCCGGAUCGGCAUGCAGAGCCAUACCUUAUGGUCUGAAGUCCUGGAAAUCGUGCACGAUGCGCGGCGAGUUGAAGCCGAUCUACUCUUGACCCUCGGCGCGGGCAGCCUGACCGAUGGAGCCAAGGUGGUCGCAUUGGCUCUUGCAAACAACGUCCAGACGGCAUCCGACCUCGCAACGCUAGCCACAGGCCCCGACCAACGCGCCGACAUCCACGCACCCACCAUCCCCAUCAUCUCCAUCCCCACCUCCCUCUCCGCAGGCGAGUACUCCAACUUCGCCGGCGCAACAGACGACACCACCCGCCGGAAACACUCCUUCCAGGCGUCGACGCGCGGGCCCCAGCUCGUCAUCCUCGACCCGGACCUCGCAACCACCACCCCGCCGUCCAUCUGGCUGAGCACCGGCAUCCGCGCCGUAGACCACUGCGUUGAGACGCUGUGCGCCACGACGGGGGCCACCGAAUCGACAGACGCGCACGCCAUGCACGCGCUGGAGCUGCUCGUCCCGGGGCUACUGCGGUGCCGGCAUGACCCUGCCGGGCACGACCGCGACGCACGUCUGCAAUGCCAGCUCGGCGCGGUGAACGCCAUGGCGGCGUUGACGGGCGGGUUGUCGGUCGAGCUGGGCGCCAGCCACGGGAUAGGCCACCAGCUUGGGCCAUUGGGGGUCGGGCACGGCGAGACGAGCUGUAUCCUGCUGCCGGCUGUGUGCAAGUUCAAUGCAAAGCAUGGCGCUAAUCGCGAGCAGCAGGAGCGGGUGCGGGAGUUUCUUGUGCGGAACGCCGAGGUGGCGCGCGUGCUGCGCGAUCGGGGCGUCGAUGCCUCUACGGCGGAUCUGGGGGAUGUUUUGGAUGCGGUCAUUCGGGAGCUGGGGAUGCCGCGCUCGUUGAAGGAGGUCGGGGUGGGUCGGGAUGCGCUGGAUGAGUUGGCGGCCAACAGUCUGCAUGAUCGCUGGUGCAAGACGAAUCCCGUGCCGUUGACGGAGAAGGGGCAAGUCCUGGAGAUCCUGGAGAUGGUCGUGGACUGAUUGUGGCUAUUGUAAAGCCGUACGUUGAUGAUCUUUAUGACACAAUUUACCGAGAUGAUUUACUACAGGACAAAGGUACUGUCUAUUUCAAUCCAAAGUCAUGGUUUGUAACUCACGAGAUGAAUAAAUCCCUCGAGGGAUCAGGACUCUCGUACAACGCUGUAUAGUGAUUCAUCACAGGAAUAAAAAUAAUAACAAACGACAAAUCAUAACUGCCAGUUGUAU